This is a messenger RNA of Panicum virgatum (switchgrass), 1484 nucleotides long. RefSeq names its product FCS-Like Zinc finger 6-like. Lineage: Eukaryota; Viridiplantae; Streptophyta; Magnoliopsida; Poales; Poaceae. The record is from RefSeq and is a predicted model, not a curated record. The transcript is spliced from 2 exons. The coding region runs from base 16 to 936 and encodes 306 amino acids.
AGAACAAGGCCGCAAAUGAUCAAGCUCCCCCAGGGCCAGGGGACGCGGGGCAGCGCUGACGGGGAUCCGACGGCCCGGAUCGCCGUGCCCCUUCUUUUAUCGCCCCCCGCGCCCCGCUCCCGGCUCACCCGCCAGAAGGCAGAGAUCUCUCCACUCCACCCAGCCUCGUCGUCUCUUCUCCUCCACACGCGCCCCGGCCGCGCGAGAGCGAAGAGCCUGUGCCUGCACGUCCAUGGCCGGCGCCUGCUCGUGUGCUCUUCGAAGCUUCAGAGCCGCUCGCUCGCCCGUAGCCGUAGCCGUCCGGGUUUGAGUCGUCCAAGGCCCGGAGUGCGGCGAGAGACGUUGCGUGUUCAUUCCUUGCAGCAGGACAGGAGGGCAGAGAGGAUCGGAGAGGGAGAGAUGAUGGUGGGGAAGAGGGAGAGGGACUGCAAGAACCCGAUGCGGCGGACCACGAGCAUGACGGAGUUCGCGCCGCCGGACGUGCUGACGGCGGUGGCGGAGGACGAGGAGGCCCAGCUGCCCGACAACAGCGGAGGGGGCCAGCAGGACUGGCUGUCCGCGUUCGGCGCCGGCGCCGCGGCGCAGGAGGACUGGCGGGCGGCGUACCGCGCACGCGCCGCGCCGGCGCGGGCGGGCCUCCGCCGGAACUCCGCCGACUACUCGGUCGUCGAGACCGCCGCCUUCCUCCGCGCCUGCGGGCUCUGCUGCCGCCGCCUCGGCCCCGGCCGCGACACCUUCAUGUACAAGGGCGAGGAGGCGUUCUGCAGCCUCGAGUGCCGGGAGCGGCACAUCACGCAGGAGGAGUGGAAGGACAAGUGCGCGGUGAAGUCCGCCAAUAGCAAGGACGCGGCGGCGGGGGCGGCCACGCCGGUCACCGGCCGCCGCGCCGGCUCCGGCAAGCCCGGCGCCGGCGGCGGCACGGUGGCCGCGGCGUGACGUGGCGCGCGCGAACGUAGUACGCACCACCCGCCGACGCAGGCCGGCCAGCUACACCGUACCUGCCUAGCUAUACUCCACCUUCCGGCUUCCUCAACUAGCCAGCUGCGCGAAGGCUUAUCGAUCGAUCGAUCACUCGUCAGCAACCACGCACUGAUCAUAUACUACUCUACUAGUUAUCACCGGAUCGAUUAAUCGACUAGUUAUCCCUGCAUGCAAGCCGUAGAGACACCAUUAUUAAUUAGCUUGAUCCAGCAAUUCCAAUCAUCAAUCCAUAGAUCCGUGUAAUAUGUUUCAUAAAAAAGCAAAGAAAUUCUUGCUUGCAGCUGGCUAUGCUACCAUGCGUAGAUGCUGGUGUAUGCUAUCAGUGUACCGAUGGACUGAUCGAGCAGCAUGUAAGCACACCCCUGUAGAAAUGGGGACAUAAAUUAAGUGGGGGAGAGAAGUGGCCAAUGCACUGCCAUUGUCGAUCGAUCUUGUGUCACGCCACUACAAUCAAACAAGUUAUUUACGAGGACAAUACACUGCAGAAGUUCAGUAUUGAACCA